Messenger RNA from Solanum lycopersicum (tomato), 1196 nucleotides. RefSeq lists its product as uncharacterized. Gene Ontology annotation, biological process: ceramide biosynthetic process. The record is from RefSeq and is marked provisional. Gene Ontology annotation, molecular function: sphingolipid delta-4 desaturase activity. Lineage: Eukaryota; Viridiplantae; Streptophyta; Magnoliopsida; Solanales; Solanaceae. Gene Ontology annotation, cellular component: membrane.
AAAAAAACAGAAAAAAGCAGAAAUGGGAUUUGAAGGGGAAAAGAGAGAAGAAGAAGAAGGUGUAAGAAUGGCUAAUGAUUUCUUUUGGUCAUAUACAGAUGAACCUCAUGCUUCUCGUAGAAGACAGAUCCUCUCUCAGUACCCUCAAAUCAAACAGCUUUUUGGUCCUGACCCUUUUGCUUUUCUCAAGAUAUCAGGAGUUGUUUUGCUUCAGCUUUGGACAGCUACCUUCCUCCAUGAUGCAACGUGGUUGAAGAUAUUGAUAGUCGCAUACUUCUUUGGCUCUUUUCUGAACCAUAAUCUCUUCCUGGCCAUUCAUGAACUAAGUCACAACCUUGCUUUCUCUACUCCAACCUACAACCGUUGGCUUGGAAUUUUUGCCAACCUUCCCGUUGGUGUACCCAUGUCUGUAACCUUCCAAAAGUAUCACCUUGAGCACCAUCGCUUCCAAGGAGUUGAUGGAAUUGAUAUGGACAUCCCGAGCCAAACUGAAGCCCAUGUAGUGAAAAAUGUUCUUGCAAAGUCUAUAUGGGUCAUUCUCCAACUUUUCUUUUAUGCAUUCAGGCCUCUUUUUCUAAAACCUAAACCACCUGGUCUGUGGGAGUUCAUUAACUUUACUAUCCAGCUAUCCCUUGAUGGAGCUAUGGUUUACUUCUGGGGCUGGAAGUCGCUAGCUUAUCUUAUCCUAUCCACGUUUGUUGGGGGCGGGAUGCAUCCAAUGGCUGGUCACUUCAUCUCUGAGCAUUAUGUCUUCAAGCCUGAGCAAGAGACAUACUCCUAUUACGGACCCCUUAACCUCAUGACAUGGAGUGUAGGAUACCACAAUGAGCACCAUGAUUUUCCCAGAAUUCCCGGAAGCAAGCUCUACAAGGUGAAGGAGAUUGCACCAGAAUAUUAUGAAAACUUAGAUGCUUACAAAUCUUGGAGCCAGGUAAUCUACAUGUACAUAAUGGAUCGAACAGUUGGACCUUUCAGCAGAAUGAAGAGAAAGUUGUCUACAAAAGCAAACAAGUCCGAAUAGAUGCAGUGAUAGUCCUCCCCUCUAUUCUUUGUUAAUUCUUUCAGUGUUACUAUGUGAUGUUUCUUAUCGAUAACGACUAUUGGUUCUUUUGUAACAAUGUAAUAGAGUUCUUGGCAUCAUGUGCAGUAGAGUUGAUGUAGCAAAUGACUACGUUCAUCAAUUACAUUAACAUAUA